AUGCACUUCCGAGACAGCAAGAGGAAAGUGGACUACGUUUUAGCGUAUCACUACCGAAAGCGUGCGGCACACCAUGGUGGUGGCUCCCCUGGCCCCCUGCCUAGACCUGCCUCUUUGGCUGUUAUUUCCAAUGGGGAGACAGCCAAAAGCCACCCAGAACAGCAGCAGGAGGAGGCUCAUGGCCAGGAGGCACCCAGUCCAGAUGCCCGGGCGAUCGAUAUGGGUCCACUAGAUGUUCUGGAGGAAGCAAAACGAGAGCAAAGGGAGGAGUUUGAGCACAACCUGAUGGAAGCUGGUCUGGAAAUCGAAAAAGAUGUGGAGAAUAAGAGCCAGGGACUCAGCUUUGUCCGAAUACAUGCGCCAUGGAAUAUACUGAGCCGAGAGGCAGAGCUUCUUAAAAUAAAGAUGCCUACAAAAAAGACAUACGAAAUAAAAGAGGAAGGGGGAAUUGCCAAGAAACUGUCUGAAAUAUGGCACAGAUUUACAGAACCGUUGCAGCCCAAAGUGCCACAGCAAAACACCACCAAGAUGAAGCAUUUGUCUUACCCCUUUUCUAGAGAAAAAAUCUAUUUGUAUAACAUUCAGGACAAAGAUACAUUUUUUGACAACGCUACGCGCAGUCGAAUAGUACAUGAAAUUUUGAAGCGUACAUAUAGUACAAAAGCCAAAAACAGUAUGGGUAUUAACUCGUUAAUAGCAAAAAAUGUCUAUGAAACCGCCUAUCCCCUUCAUGAUGGUGAAUAUGAUGGUGGAAAUGAAGAUAUGAAUGAAAGAAAGUUGCUGUAUCGAGAAUGGGCACGAUAUGGAGCAUUUUACAAGUUUCAGCCUAUUGAUCUUGUAAGGAAGUAUUUUGGAGAAAAAAUUGGAAUGUAUUUUGCCUGGUUAGGUUUAUACACAGAAUUCCUUAUUCCGUCUUCUGUAGUUGGAAUCAUUGUCUUCCUGUAUGGAUGUAUGACAAUUGAAAGUGAUGUUCCCAGCAAGGAGAUGUGUGACCAACAUAAUGCCUUCACCAUGUGCCCUCUCUGUGACAAGACCUGUGACUACUGGAACCUCAGCACUGCCUGUGCCACCGCACGGGCGAGCCACUUAUUUGAUAACCCCGCCACCGUCUUCUUCUCCAUUUUCAUGGCUCUCUGGGCUACCAUGUUUCUUGAAAAUUGGAAACGUUUGCAGAUGAGACUGAGUUAUUUCUGGGAUUUAACGGGAUUAGAGGAGGAGGAAGAGCAUCCCAGACCAGAAUAUGAAGUCAAAGUUCUGCAGAAGAAAUCCACAACUGAAAACAGCAAACCAGAUGAAAAAGACAAACUGACCUGGAAAGAUCGUACCCCUGGCUACCUAGUAAACUUUGCAUCAAUCUUAUUUAUGAUUUCACUGACAUUUUCACUAGUCUUUGGCGUGAUUGUGUACCGGAUAACUACAGCGGCAGCUCUAUCGAUGAGCACCAACGAGUCCACCAAGUCAAAUGUCCGUGUGACAGUGACAGCCACUGCAGUCAUCAUUAAUCUUGUUGUGAUACUUAUCCUUGAUGAGAUUUAUGGAGUGGUUGCCAAGUGGCUGACAGAAAUGGAGAUACCGAAAACUGAGAAAUCUUUUGAGGAGAGGUUAAUUAUGAAGGCUUUCCUGCUGAAAUUUGUGAACUCCUAUGCACCCAUUUUUUACGUGGCCUUUUUUAAAGGAAGGUUUGUUGGUCGACCUGGCCGUUAUGUAUAUGUGUUUGACGGCUAUCGCAUGGAAGAGUGUGCUCCUGGAGGAUGCCUGAUGGAACUUUGCAUUCAGCUGAGCAUCAUCAUGCUGGGGAAGCAGCUGAUUCAAAACAACAUCUUUGAAAUUGGAGUCCCAAAAUUAAAGAAGCUUUUCCGGAAGCUAAAGGAUGAGCGAACUGAGACAAGGGAAAGCGAUUCUAACCCAUCCAAACCUCCACAGCAGUGGGAGCAAGAUUAUGUCUUGGAACCUUUCACUGGAUUGACACCAGAAUACAUGGAAAUGAUCAUCCAGUUUGGCUUUGUCACACUCUUCGUCGCCUCUUUUCCGUUGGCCCCUGUUUUUGCUCUGCUCAACAAUGUCAUCGAAGUCCGGCUGGAUGCCAAAAAGUUUGUCACUGAACUAAGAAGGCCAGAUGCGGUUAGAGCAAAAGAUAUUGGAAUUUGGUUUAACAUCUUGAGUGGCAUUGGAAAGUUUUCAGUCAUAAUAAAUGCCUUUGUCAUUUCUGUCACUUCUGAUUUCAUUCCACGCCUUGUCUAUCAGUAUGCAUACAGUAACAAUGGGACCAUGCAUGGCUUCACCAAUCACACGCUCUCAUACUUCAACAUCAGCCAUUUCAAGGCUGGAACCCAACCACAGAAUUCUUCUUUCGAACAGGAGGUAUCUUUUUGCAGAUUCAAAGAUUACAGAGAACCACCGUGGUCUGAAAAUCAGUAUGAAUUUUCUAAACAAUACUGGGCUGUUUUAUCUGCUCGUUUGGCUUUUGUCAUUAUUUUUCAGAACCUGGUGAUGUUCCUGAGCGUGCUUGUUGACUGGAUGAUCCCAGACAUCCCGAAGGAUAUCAGUGAGCAGAUCAAGAAGGAGAAGAGUGUGUUGGUCGAUUUCUUCUUGAAGGAAGAGCAUGAGAAACUCAAACUGAUAGAAAACUUUAUCAUGCGGGAUAAGGCAAAGAGCAGAAGUGAGACAAGAGGACGGAGGAACCGUGCAGCGAGUUUUUGCCAGUUCAGCCGAAGUCAACGAGGCAGCUUUACCUCCUUUAGCUCCCAGCACACAGAUGUGUGA
This is a messenger RNA of Eublepharis macularius, 2763 nucleotides long. RefSeq names its product anoctamin 2 (gene ANO2). Gene Ontology annotation, biological process: chloride transmembrane transport. Lineage: Eukaryota; Metazoa; Chordata; Lepidosauria; Squamata; Eublepharidae. Gene Ontology annotation, cellular component: plasma membrane. The transcript has 23 exons. Gene Ontology annotation, molecular function: protein dimerization activity; chloride channel activity. Bases 1 to 2763 code for a protein of 920 amino acids. The record is from RefSeq and is a predicted model, not a curated record.